Molecule: messenger RNA, 1429 nt
Organism: Austrofundulus limnaeus
Lineage: Eukaryota; Metazoa; Chordata; Actinopteri; Cyprinodontiformes; Rivulidae
Gene: kpna5
Product: karyopherin alpha 5 (importin alpha 6)
Biological process (GO): protein import into nucleus
Cellular component (GO): cytoplasm
Molecular function (GO): nuclear import signal receptor activity; protein binding
Source: RefSeq, a predicted model, not a curated record
GCUGUCUGGGCCUUGGGGAACAUAGCAGGAGAUAACUCCGAGUGCCGGGACUUCGUGUUGAACUGUGGAAUCCUCCCGUCUCUGCAGCAGCUGCUGGUUAAAUCGAACCGUCUCACGACGACCCGAAACGCCGUGUGGGCUCUGUCCAACCUGUGCCGGGGGAAGAACCCACCACCAGAUUUUACCAAGGUGUGUCCUUGUCUUAGUGUUCUGUCCAGGCUUCUGUUCAGCAGCGACCCAGACGUUCUGGCUGAUGCUUGCUGGGCUCUGUCCUAUCUGUCCGAUGGACCCAAUGAGAAGAUCCAGACAGUCAUCGACUCGGGAGUCUGCCGCCGGCUGGUGGAGCUGCUGAUGCACAGUGACUAUAAGGUUGUUUCUCCUGCUUUACGGGCUGUAGGAAACAUCGUGACAGGAGAUGACGUCCAGACUCAGGUAAUCUUGAACUGUUCAGCGCUGCCAUGUUUACUGCACCUCCUCAGCAGCCCCAAAGAGUCCAUAAAGAAGGAGGCGUGUUGGACCGUGUCCAACAUCACCGCAGGAAACCGGGCUCAGAUCCAGAAUGUGAUAGACGCCAACAUUUUCCCCGUGCUGAUCGAGAUCCUCCAGAAAGCCGAGUUCCGCACGAGGAAGGAAGCGGCGUGGGCCAUUACUAACGCCACAUCUGGAGGCACAUCUGCACAGAUCAGGUACCUGGUGUCUCUGAACAUCAUCAAACCCAUGUGUGACCUGCUGACGGUGAUGGACUCUAAGAUCGUGCAGGUGUCUCUGAACGGUCUGGAGAACAUCCUCAGGCUGGGAGAACAGGAGGCCAAACUAAAUGAGACCGGCAUCAACUCGUACUGCGCGCUCAUCGAGGAGGCUUAUGGCUUGGAUAAGAUCGAGUUCCUGCAGAGCCACGAGAACCAGGAGAUCUACCAGAAGGCCUUCGACCUGAUCGAGCGCUACUUCGGCGUGGAGGUGGAGGAUGCUAGCCUGGCUCCACAGGUGGAUCAGAACCAAGGCCAGUUUGUUUUCCAGCAGCAGGAAGGACCUGUGGAGGGUUUCCAGCUCUGACCCGGCCUUCGUCUUCACAGCCCAGUUACCUAGACCACCACUUCUCCCAGACCUGGACUCCUGCUCCUCUGGAGACCUGUGGAAGGUUCUGAACAUGGAGAUGGGACGGUUCUCCUGUUGGACUGAGAAUGUGAAAGUCUGGUCUCCACAGGACUCAUGAGAUGAUGAAGACCAGCUUUUACCAAAAGCCUGUGGUUGACUGUUUCCACUAAUUGAUGAUGGUGAUGAUGAUGAUGAUGAUGGUGAUGGUGAUGAUGAUGAUGGUGAUGGUGAUGAUGAUGAUGAUGAUGAUGAUGGUGAUGGUGAUGAUGAUGAUGGUUUAUAUUAUUUGUGUUGCUGUCUAUAAAUCAACAUCCCUUUCCAGAAUGUGAAACUA